Colossoma macropomum (tambaqui) is the source of this 1030-nucleotide messenger RNA. Its product is annotated as coiled-coil domain-containing protein 152-like. The transcript is spliced from 7 exons. Lineage: Eukaryota; Metazoa; Chordata; Actinopteri; Characiformes; Serrasalmidae. Bases 112 to 894 code for a protein of 260 amino acids. The record is from RefSeq and is a predicted model, not a curated record.
AAACAGCCGUGAACCUGAAUAAACUUAUUCAGGAUUUUAGCCUUCUGGAGCAAGUAUAUCACAUACAACACCAACACCUGUAACUAGAGUAACACUUAACAGGAGACAUAAAUGUUACUAGAUACAGCGUUAGCCGAACUGAACACCAUGACGUUACCUGAAGUAAAGUUAGCUAAUACGAAUUUUUUGUGUGUUCACAAGAAAAUAACGGAGCUGAAAGGGAAAAACAACAUCCUUGAAAUAAAAUUAGAUGAAACCAAUAGGCUGUUGAAGUUUUCGCAGAACAAGGAAAAGCACUUGACUGAAGAAAGAGAUGGCAUGCUGGGGACUAUCAAAGGCCUCCAGAACAACUUACAACAACAGUGUGAUCUUCGAGUUGAAAAUGAGAAGCUGAAAAGUACUGUUCUUGACCUGAAGAAACAAAAUGAAGCACAAGUGGAGGAAAGAAAAUGUUGUAUUCAAAGACUGGAGAAAGAGAUCAGAGCUUUGCGAGAGCAACACCAGAGGAAGAUGGACGACUGUGAAAAAGACAUGCAGAGAAAAUUGGAGUCUAAAGAUGUUGAACUGAAAGAGGCUCUGGAUAGAAAGGAAAGCGCUUUGGAGGAGAUGAGACAGAAAAUGAAGCAGCAGGAGAAAGAAAAGCAAAGUGAAAUUGUAAAGCUACAGAUGGAGUUCAGUGCUAAGCUUGCAAGGGCCCAGAGUGCGUCAGUCAUGACCCAACAGCAGCCACAAGCCUCUGGGCUGCUCCCUCAGAACAUCUUUAAAAGGAAGUUGCAGUUUCUGCAGGAGGAAAAGAACAAGGAAAUUGAGGCUCUUCGUCAGAGAGUCAAAGAGCUUGAGCAGCAAAAUGUGCUGGGGUUGUCUGAGUCACAUCUGAAGAAGAGAAAGAAUUAACAGAUUUUUCAGUUACCCCACUGUAGCCGGUAUAGGAUCGUACAUUGAUUUAUUCUACAUGUAUAUUACAACAUUUUUGGUACAGCUUUAAACACAGUGUAAUAUAUUUUGUAAUAAAAACUUAGUUGUGUUGCUA